This is a messenger RNA of Fonticula alba, 3536 nucleotides long. RefSeq lists its product as hypothetical. Gene Ontology annotation, molecular function: DNA binding; DNA-binding transcription factor activity, RNA polymerase II-specific. Lineage: Eukaryota; Rotosphaerida; Fonticulaceae. The record is from RefSeq and is a predicted model, not a curated record. The transcript has 4 exons. Gene Ontology annotation, biological process: regulation of DNA-templated transcription. The coding region runs from base 120 to 3245 and encodes 1041 amino acids.
CACACACACACACACACACACACGUACACAGACCGAUCCUCCUGUGCUCCCUCGAACUUGAAAACGACCCCGGGCCGCCUCCCCUCCCCCUCCUUCUCAAGGGCACCAGCCAGCUCCCGAUGUCGGCCCCCGGCCAGUCAUCCUACGGGUGGGGCUACCUCCCCCCGGCGGACCACCAAUCUCAUCACCUGCACCACCACCACCACCACCACCCGCACAACGCCUAUUCCCCCAUCAAUGCCGACAUGGACUCCCAUUCGUCCACUUAUUCCCCGGCUUUGUCCUCGCGCGAUGGACACUCGCUCAUGUCACCGGCUGCCGAGCCGUAUGCCCGGCUGCCCAAUGACGAUCCCCACGAAGGGUCCCGCAUGUUCCAGUCCCCGGCCCCGGCGAGCCAGCCCGGCGACCCGACCGAUGCCAAUGACGAGUGGGACAAGCUGGCCGGCAUGCUGGAUGGCGUGACGGCCUUGGAUACCGAUCGCCUGGCCCUCGGCGUGGUGUCCUCGCCUCGCCACACCACCCUCGGCUUGGAGCACCUCCCCCUGCCGGCCGCCGCGGCUGUCAAUGCCUCGGCUCCCGGAGGCCCGCAUGCGCCUCUCCAUAAUCCCGGCACUUCCGCCCCGCAGAAUCGCGUCAACCCGAUGGACCUGACGCCCGGCUACUAUUCCACCUCCGGCCCCUCGUCCGAGACGUCGAGCGCCCCCUCGCCCAAGAAUGACCCCCCCGCUGUCGGGCCUGGCCACCAUGCGGCGAUCCCGGCCCUGCCGCACCCGCACGAUCGCGCCAACCUUGCCUACGCGCCGGUUCACUACCCGGGCAAGGCCCCUGCCUCGAUGGCCGGCCACGCGACCCAGGCGCAUGUUCCCCAUGCCGGCAGCCAGUAUGCCGGUCCGCCGGGGGCCCGGCCCUUCGCCGAUGACAAGGACCGCAUGGCCAUGUCGGCCACCGGCGACAUGGACAUCUCGGUCGGCAUGCAAAGCUUCGGGGCCAGCACCCAGGGCCACAUGAAGGGCGACUUCUCCUCGCACUUUGCCAUGGCCAAUGUCUAUCAAGCCCGCGGGCCGCAUCCCGCCACCGGCUUGGAGGGCGCCGAGCUCGGCAUCGCCCAGGUGAGCCCGGUCGCCGGGUUUGCCCCCUCCGAUGGCACAUUGAAGCCGGUGGGAUCGUACUACCCGGGGCCCGGGAAUCAGGGCAUGACGUCCGGCGUGGCGGCCGCGGCCGCGGCCUGGCGCCCCCCCGGCAACAUGGCGCCCAGUGUCAUGGGUACCAUCCCGGGGCCACGCCCGCCGGGGACCCUGCCCAGCUCGGCCGAUGCCGACCCCCCGGCCCUCGACCCGGCCAGCCACACCAAUGCCCUGGUUUUCCAGCUGGAGUCCUGGCUCGAUCCGGCCAUCGAUUGCCCCCCGCCAGACAUGCAGCAGGCCCACGCCCUGUGGCUGGGGAUCACCGCCAAUCGCCGGGGCAAGGCCAACGACCUGCUUGGCGGUCUGGAUCGCGAGGAGACCCUGACGCCGCGCAUGCGCGCCCGCCGCGGCCGCGUCCUCGGGCACCUCCUCCGCCUGCGACAGAACUACCUCCGUGACUCGAAGAGCUUCCGCCGCAAGAUUGCCCUCAACUGCGCCAUGGAGCUCAUGCACCAGUCCGAUCCGGCGGUUCAAAAUGACACCCGGAAGAAGUGGUACACCCGCUACCACGUCAUCAAGGCCAAGCUCCAGCGCCAGGGGGUCCGCUACAUCGCGCACCUGGCUCGAACCCAGCGCGGAGCUCUGGGCGUCGAUCAGCAACCCAGCGGCGAGGACUCCCCCAGCCCGAAGGUCAGCGACAGCGAUGAUGCCCCGGGAGCGGGGGCCGGCGCACGUCCUGCCGGCGACCUGCCCCCCACGCCGGAGUCCACCGGCAGUGGCGGCGGCCACGCCAGCGGAGCGGCCGACCCCUCGACCGCGGCCAUCAAGCGCGAGCCCAGCGCCUCGGAAGCGCCCUUGUCGCCCGACAGCCCGCAGCGCGAGGGCUCCGAGCCCGCCGGCCGGUCGGGCUCCACCACGGCCAAGCGCUUCCCGCCGGAAACCGUCAGCGCCCUGCGGGAGACCUACAAUCGGACUCCCUACCCGGAGGAGCGCGAGAAGAAGCGCCUCUCCCGGCAGUGCAAUCUCACCAUGCGCCAGAUCAACCACUGGUUUACCAACAAGCGCAUGCGCGACAAGCGCCGCGACCGCAUGGGCACCAUCCGCUCGGAGCUCGACGGCGAUUCGCUCCUCGAGGCGUCCUACCUGAACCCCGGCGAGGAGUCCAUCAUCGACCCGGACGCCACCUAUAGCUCCUACAUGGGCGCCAUGGCCCGGAUGAUUCGCCGGCCAUCCAUGAUGCAUGCCGGGGCCGGCCUCCGGCUGCCCAACGGCCGGAUGGCCUCCACAAGCAGCAUGAUGGCCUCGGCCGGGGGGAUGCCCGCCGGCCCGGGUGUCGGGGCCUUCAUGCCGGAUGGCUCCAUGUCCGAGUCCAUGUUGGCCGAUUGCUUCCUCAACACCGGCGCCGGGGACAGCAUUUCCAAUGGCGAUUCGCUCUUCGGCGAGAGCGCCCUUUCCGAGUCCUUCCUCGGCGAGAGUGCCCUCCUGGACAACGCCUAUCCCAGUGGCGAUCCGCGACUGGCCCCGAAUGUCGGGGAGUUCCUGUUCCCCUCCGCCGGCGGCACCGGUCCCGCGCCCCCGCCAUCCAUGGCCGGGGUGGAUCCGCAAACCGGCCGCCGUGCUGCCGCCCCGGGCCCCGAUCCCUUCGCGGCCUCUUCGGCAGCCGGGUCCCCGGUCGGCCGGGCGCCCUCCAUGUCCAGUGGCGCCGGGGGAAUGCCCGCCGGUGCCCCGGCGCACCACGCUCACCAGCACGGCCACGCCCAUGCCCACCACCAUCACCAGCCCCACGGCCAGCCGCAGCCGCAGCCACAGCCGCAGCCGGCGACAGGCCCAUCCUACUCCAUGGGUGGGGCCCCGGGCCCCGGGCCGACGGUCUAUGGAGGUCACCCACAGCGCCCGGCCUCGGGUCCGCCGCAGCACCACGCCCACAUGCAUCACCAUGUGUCUCAGAGUGACGCUAUGUACUCCUCCUCGCCGGGCCGGCUUUCGCCUCACGGCCCAGCCGGCGGGGACUUCCCCCAGGCCGCCGGCUACCAUCGGUCAUCCUCAGGCAACCUCUACCGGCCAGCCUCUGCCCCUAACCCGCAAUCGCCUCAACAGCAGCAGCAGCAGCAGCAAUACUGACACUCACCGUGCACCCACCUUGGGAUGCUCGGCUCUCCCGCGCAGCGACUCGCCUUUUUCCGGCACCCCAUUUCACGGGGAGGCCGAGGUAAACCAAUGCCGGGGCUUUUUUUUUCCUCGUGGUUCCCCUUUGAUUCCCCCCCCCCCCCACCCCUCCUCUUGUUUCUCCCGAACCCUCUGUCCCCUCCAUGGCGACACUCGGCGUGUCUUCCUGAGUGAUCUCUCGGACUCUGCAACGGCAACACCAACAAUACAGUUUCCCUCCCCCUCGGCUUGCUCCAGGGUCCAUCA